Aureobasidium musti is the source of this 858-nucleotide messenger RNA. The record is from the annotation of a GenBank genome assembly. NCBI's taxonomy places the organism in Eukaryota, Fungi, Ascomycota, Dothideomycetes, Dothideales, Saccotheciaceae.
AUGCGACAAGAGAACGCGGCCUCAUGGAGCGACAUCCCGACUUCUGCGCUGCGCGCUGAACUGCUACGUCGACAAGCAGUCGAUCAUGACCGUCCUACCUGUGGCAGCGCUGGUACCACCAACGACUACAACAUGCCUCUGCAUGUCUUUGCUCUGGUUCUGAUCCUUGUACUCAGUACACUAGCAUGCUCGUUCCCAAUUCUCGUCCGACGCUCUCCACGCCUGCCCGUACCUCGUCAAUUCCUAUUUCUGUCUAGGCACUUUGGCACCGGCGUCUUGAUCGCGACCGCUUUUGUCCAUCUCCUGCCCACCGCCUUCAAUUCUCUCACGGAUCCGUGCCUCCCGCCGUUCUGGAAUCAUGGAUAUCCCGCCAUGGCUGGCUUCAUCGCUAUGAUUUCCGUCAUGGUAGUUGUAUGCGUAGAAAUGUUCUUCGCUAGCAAAGGAGCUGGUCAUUCUCACUCAAGCGAAUAUUUAACACCCGGCGAACACCACGAAGACAUGGUCCCCUUGAGAAACAGUAAUCGCGAGGGUGCAUCACGACCGCUGCACCAACGGAGUGACAGUUAUCGACCCUUCAGUCAGGGACAAAUAGGAGCUGACGAGGACAGCACUGAGAGUAUAGCACUGCAAAACGCUUCGCCGUGGCAAGAGAAUGGAGGUUACAAUGACACUGAAACUCUGGCUCAGGAGGGUCGUGCCAGUCUAGAUGACACAGGCAGCAAUUCAGAUCUUGAUCUUGAUGAACUGGAUCCUCACAUGAAUGGCGUGCCAACUCGUCGUCUCACAAGCAAAUUCCUACGCCCGAGUCUUGUUCUGGUCGUCAUUCCCGUCCGACAACAAGUCAUUGCUCUGGAAUAA